UCAAAUUCCCCCUUCCCUCUACACACUCCCAUUUCAUUUUCAUUCUCGUCCAAAGAGCAUACAAGAAACUCUUGAGUUGGUGUCUUCCAUGAUCUUUCAAGUCCAAGCCCUUUCGGAUUUCUUAGAAUUUGAACGAGGUUGCCUCCGACUCCAUCAUGGAACUUGGAUCUACAUCGCAUCAGAAUUUGAAUGCGGUUGCUGCUGAUGGCAUAAAAUCGAAGCGUUCUGAUCCUCAAAAAGUUCAAAGAAAUAGAACCUAUGAUCAUGCAAAUGGAAAAACUUGCCACCAGUGUCGACAGAAAAAAAGGGAUUUUGCUGCUACUUGUAAGAAUUUGAAAAAGGGGAAGCCUUGUACCAUCAAGUUCUGCCACAGCUGCCUCUUGAACUGGUAUGGGGAGAAUGAUGAAGAGGUAGGGCAGUUGGGUGAUUGGAUAUGUAUAAAGUGUAGAAACCUCUGCAACUGUAGUGUUUGUCGGAAAAAGGCUGGUAAAAAACCUACUGGGCAAUUAAUUUAUAAAGCUAGAGAAUUGGGUUUCAAGUGUGUGUCAGAAUUGCUUACCGUGAUGCCUUCUGAAGCUUUUGAUUCAAAUGGGGACAUUGAUGUUGCUGCUUUGCCUUCAAAGGAAGCAAAUAUUGAAAAGGAGCAAAAAUGUGUUGAUAAUUCAAGUUCUGAUAAGGUUAUUAUAAGCAAAGGUGUUUCACAUGUUAAGAAAAUUGAAUCAGAUAAGGAGCUUGUAGUACUUCACUCAAGAGAAUAUGGGAUGGAAAACUCUCUAGAUGGAAACAAUUAUUUAAAGCUUGACCCUUCGAACGCUCAGAAGACAUCAUCACCCAAAAUAUCUAAGAAAACAAAGUCUAAAGAUUUAAAGGAAAUAUCUAAUGGGAAUAAUGUUGAUGGUGCUAGCAAAAAGAAGAGUCUGAAAAGACCUAAAAUUUGCAAACAAGUUCCAUCGGAAGUAUUAAAAGGAAAUACAAAUGAUGACACCAAAGUUUGUGGCAACACUAUAGUUAUAAGUGAUGAUGCUAGUGCUGUGCUUCAAGCAAAAAUAACAUCGUUCCAAACUGUUGGUGUGAACUUAGAGAUAGAAAAAAUUGAAGAGGAAAUUCCUGAUGUGAACUUAGAGAUAGAAAAAAUUGAAGAGGAAAUUCCUGAUGUGAACUUAGAGAUAGAAAAAAUUGAAGAGGAAAUUCCUUUGCCCUCUGGAGUUGAGUUAACAAAAAUAUUAGACAUUGAGUUUCGACCUGAAGAUGUUGGGAAUGCAUUACAAUUUUUAGAGUUCUGUAAAGUGUUUGGAAAGGCUCUUGACCUCAAGGAAAGAGAAGGUGAAGCCAUUUUACAAGAAUUAGUAUGCAAACAAAAUUUGCGUCAAGGACAAAACACCACAACCUUAGUGGUUCAGUUUCAAAUUAGAGUGUUGACUCUGAUACUAAUUGAUUCGGGAAAUGAGUCUCCAUCCUUAACUACUGGCAAUGGAAGUAAUUCAUGGUUGAAACCUCUGGAAGAUUUAAUUACCAAAUCUAAUCUUGUACUCAAAGAUUUUCCCUUGGAUUGGCUUCAAGAAGGCAUUAGUGGAUACUACCAUUUGGAUUUAUCUAAAAAGCUUAUUCUGUUGAAUUUUCUUUGUGAUGAAGCUUUAGGCACAGAGAAACUAAGGAGAUACAUUGAAGAUCAAAAUUCAAUGCAUGCAAAACAAGUAAAAGAAACAAAAUCCAAGGUUGCUGUAGCCAAAGAAAAGGAAAAAAGUCUUAAGCAGAAGUUGCAGAAUGAGAGGGAUAAAGUUGUUACUUCAAAUGUGGCUCCCCUUCUAAUGGAGGAUAUUGAUGCUCUUACAAACAUACAAAGUGAAGUGGUUCAGGCUCAUGCUGAGAUGCUUGAGUUAAAGAGAACAAUUCCUAAAGAGAAACAUAAUUCUGAUGCUAUGAGAACCAAGCCUGAGUUUUUGGACAACAAUGGUCAUGCAUUUUGGAAACUAAAAAGUUACAAUGCUCAUGAUGUUCUGUUGCAAGAUAUUAAAAUAAUGGAUGAAACUGCUACAUCUCCAAAUGAAAAAUGGGUUGUUUAUGGUCCUGAGAAGAAGGUUGAUGUUGACAAAUACAUUUCCUCAAGGGUUAAGAGAUGUAAAAGUCGAAAGAUUUCUCACAUGCUUUACGAUGAAGCAAAUCCAUAGGAUGUUCAUGGUUUUGGUGGUGGUGGGAGUCUUAUUCUCUCCAUAAAAUACUUGUGAGAGUAAACAAAGUACACAUCUUUUGGAUGAUUGAUUGUUUUUAUUGAGUUGAGUGAGUUCCCUCCAUUCUUAGUGUUGCGUACAAAGAAAACUUCAUUGUGAUAAAUAAUCUACAUAUAAGAAGAGUCUCUUGUUUUUUAUGUUAUGAUAAAAAUUUGAAACAUGGGUUCCUUACAUCGUAUUUCAGUGGACUGGUGGACUGGAAGCUUGUGACAUCUUUAUAUUUAUUUUCUAAAUUGUUGGAUUAUUUAUUUUGUAUUUACUUUUGAAUAG
This is a messenger RNA of Cajanus cajan (pigeon pea), 2498 nucleotides long. The record is from RefSeq and is a predicted model, not a curated record. Lineage: Eukaryota; Viridiplantae; Streptophyta; Magnoliopsida; Fabales; Fabaceae.